Thermochaetoides thermophila DSM 1495 is the source of this 1077-nucleotide messenger RNA. RefSeq lists its product as uncharacterized. The transcript is spliced from 3 exons. The record is from RefSeq and is a predicted model, not a curated record. NCBI's taxonomy places the organism in Eukaryota, Fungi, Ascomycota, Sordariomycetes, Sordariales, Chaetomiaceae. Bases 1 to 1077 code for a protein of 358 amino acids.
AUGAACCGCCUCAGAGCCCUCCUCAAACGCCCCAAGGACUCCUCAUCCAUUCUCGGCGAAGCCACAACCAUCGUAACUCCCCUUCAAAACGACCCCGAACCCAACUUUCCCCCAGGACCAUGGCAAGCCCACCUCCCCUGCGUGCACGCGCCCCGCCACGGAUGCAAACGCCACAACCCGCGGAACCACGACAUCUUCUUUGAUGCAUCCCUCUUUCCCGAGAAAGAUAAGGGCAAGGUUGGGAAGGUGAUGAAAAAGCGGCUUGGUGGGGAUAUACCUGAGGAAUAUAGCAUUCCGGAGGUGCAUAUGGGGGAGGAUGUGCCGAAAUGGACGGAAUUACUGCCGAGGGUGCAUUGUGAAGUUCCUUGGGAUCUAGGUUAUUACCACGUUAAGUGGCUCUCCCAUAAUCCUCCUACAAACACACUCGAGUCAAUUGCUUCUUCCCCCCUCCACUGCAUAGCAACCCUCCCCUCGACCAAUCCCCCCUUAACAUUGGUCACCCGCACAUUGGUUAUCCAAAGCCGAGUUCUUCUCCAAACCUAUUUCUGCUUCCCCCUCGCCGAACUCGAUCUCGGCCCCGCCUGGUCCAAUGGCCGUGUACCCCCUCCCGGAGUGUUUAGUCGAACCUUUGCCAAGAACGCCUUCAUCGGCCGGGGAUUCCAGGAGUUUUACCCGUGCUACACCGAUACGGUAGUAGAGAUCGAGAGCGUGAUCUAUCCGGAUGGGAAUAGAGGGCUAUUGGUAGGGAUUGAUAUUACCAAGGACUUGGGAACUGGAAGGGAGCCGUGGGAGCAGGAGUGGAUCGCACAGGUGGAGGGGAAGUUUACGUGGGCCAUUAAGAGGAGUGAGGAAGACUUUUUGAGGAUGAAGCGGGAGUUUGAAAAGGCGGGGGAUGAGAUUGAAAUUGCGCAGAAGGAGAUGAGGGAGUGGGAGACUCAAAAAGAGAAGAACGAGGUUGGAAAUAAGGAACAGCAGAGCAUUGGAGAGAAAGCGAAGGGCGAAAAGGGCCAGGAGGAAGAGAAACAGAAAGAUAAGCGGGGUGAAGGGGUCAGGAGAGCAGGGGGAAAUGGAGAAUGA